CUUUAUUUCAUGAUCUUCCGUUAUAUAAACCCACCUCCAAUCCCACUUAUUUUCCACAGCCAAAGCUCCCUCGCAAAGCCUCUCGUCUUCGAUCUUUAUUGUCUCUAGCUGCUCUCUGAUCUUUGCUUGUAAUCUUUCUUUCUCUUUGCGCGUGCAUUCUCUUAAGCUUCAUGGUUAAGGACGUGGAGGUGGCAGAGCAUGGCUCUUACUCGGCCAAAGACUACCACGACCCACCUCCUGCACCACUCUUUGAUGCGGUGGAGCUCGGCAAGUGGUCCUUCUACAGGGCUCUGAUAGCGGAGUUCAUAGCUACUUUGCUCUUUCUAUAUGUUACGGUGCUGACGGUUAUCGGGUACAAGAGCCAGACUGACCCUGACAAGAUCAAUACCGACGCCUGUGGUGGGGUUGGGAUUUCUGGGAUUGCUUGGUCUUUCGGUGGCAUGAUUUUUGUUCUUGUUUACUGUACCGCUGGGAUCUCAGGGGGUCACAUUAACCCGGCGGUGACGUUCGGGCUGUUCUUGGCUCGUAAGGUAUCCCUGGUGCGGGCGGUGAUGUACAUGGUGGCUCAGUGCUUGGGAGCCAUAAGUGGGGUAGGGCUGGUCAAGGCCUUUAAUAAGUCCUACUUUGACAAGUAUGGUGGCGGCGCAAACACCCUCUCCGAAGGUUACAGCAAAGGCACUGGGUUGGGCGCCGAGAUCAUUGGCACCUUCGUGCUUGUCUACACCGUCUUCUCCGCCACUGAUCCCAAGCGGAGUGCUCGAGAUUCUCAUGUUCCGGUUUUGGCACCACUCCCAAUUGGGUUCGCAGUGUUCAUGGUUCACUUGGCCACCAUUCCAAUCACUGGCACUAGCAUCAACCCUGCAAGGAGUCUCGGACCAGCUGUUAUCUACAACAAGGACAAGGCCUGGGAUGAUCAAUGGAUUUUUUGGGUUGGACCCUUCAUUGGUGCUGCCCUCGCAGCUUUCUACCACCAAUUCAUAUUGAGAGCAGGUGCUGCUAAAGCUCUUGCGUCAUUCAGGAGCAACCCAAUUGUAUGAUUUCUGAAGGGCCUCAACUGAUUUCUUCCUUGUUCCUGGUUUUGCUGGGAAUGAGAUUGGAAGAAGGAUCUGGUAUUUUAGGAAUAAUGGGGGAGUGCUAAGAUUGUGUGUGCAGGUUUCUUUAGCUCUCUUAAUUUCCUUUUUACAGGGGAGGGAUGGGGAUUGUGAAACUGUGGGUAAAGUCUCUUAAAAAUAUGGGAACUUUUUUUUCUAUGCCACUUGUUCUUCUUGCCCACUUGCCUUUGGAAUUUCUUC
Molecule: messenger RNA, 1292 nt
Organism: Juglans regia (Persian walnut)
Lineage: Eukaryota; Viridiplantae; Streptophyta; Magnoliopsida; Fagales; Juglandaceae
Product: probable aquaporin PIP2-5
Exons: 4
Coding region: 171-1037 (288 amino acids)
Biological process (GO): transmembrane transport
Cellular component (GO): plasma membrane
Molecular function (GO): water channel activity
Source: RefSeq, a predicted model, not a curated record